AUGAAAUAUGGCCCUAGCUACACAAUAACCACCAAAAAAAGACGCAGAAGAUUGCGAAUCAAUGCCCCUCCCAAACUUCCAAUUGAGCUCAUACGUCCUAUUGUCGAAUUCAUCGAAGAUCGGGGUACCCUCUUCAACCUGCUCCUUACAUCCUCGACAUUCAAAUAUGAGGCCGAGCGCGUGCUGUACUGUGCCAUGACGGACGAAGACAGGAAAACGCAUAUGGGUUUUUUAAAAGCCAUUCUUCACAAUCCAGACAAUGCCACACAUGUCCGAGUCUAUCAUGCACCAAUUGCACGUAUCAAGAAGCAUGAUGCUUUAUGGAGACGUCUGGGGAGCGCAUUGCGGUUAAUGUACAAUCUGAAGGAGUUGGUCGUGGCGGAAUUCAGCGCAUCCUUAUUUCCGCCCUCUCAGGAUAGAAAGUCCAUCCUUUUUUCACUCGAACACUUCCAAUGCCGAAUAGAAUCCAUUCACGAUCAUAAGCGGUUAUGUCAUUUCCUUUCAGGACAAUCACAACUGCUGAAAAUCAAAAUUGACAUGACCCACGACGAUCCAGCGUACAUCGAGCAUUUCUCUCCGGGCACAACCCCCCAUUUAUCCUUUCUUCGAGGGCCUCUCGAGUCACUUAAGGCUUUCCUUCCAGAGCGCACAAUCACGAUGUUGGCAUGGGAAACCGAGAGCUCUGAUUUUCACUCAAACUAUCUUCCGGUCUUAUCUGCCCUCGCUCCCAGCUUCAAUAACCUGAAAUAUCUCUCCUUUGGCCCCCCUGAGCCUUCCGUUGACGACGAUACAAGCCUAGCGACGAUAGCCCACCAGUUUAUUUCCCUUGAAUAUUUAGACCUUGUUGGCUUCCGUAGUAGCGAUAUAGAAGCAUUACAGCACAUUCCUUCUUUGAAGGGCUUGACUAUAUCUAUGGGCCGCGGUAUUGUCCUUUUUGUUCCUUCAUCGACCGUAUCCAAUAUCUUCACUUCUUACCCUCGUUUACAAUUUGUAGCGAUCGAACAGCUACCCGGUAAACGAGGCAAAAAGGUGUUCAAGAGCUGGACUAGCCCUCAAGCCCAACCGUCCGUUUAUACUAUUCCCCUAUCCGCGUUUCAUCACAUCUUUGAGUUAUUGCCCAUCUAA
This is a messenger RNA of Psilocybe cubensis, 1125 nucleotides long. RefSeq lists its product as uncharacterized. Bases 1 to 1125 code for a protein of 374 amino acids. The record is from RefSeq and is a predicted model, not a curated record. NCBI's taxonomy places the organism in Eukaryota, Fungi, Basidiomycota, Agaricomycetes, Agaricales, Agrocybaceae. The transcript has 3 exons.